UGCAAGACUGCAGUCCUGUGCGGUGCCGGGAUCAAGGGUGAGAACCUUUGCAGCUACUGCAAUGGGCAGCAAGACCUUGCCAGCACCGGUGCCCAUCCACCCAUCCCUGCAGCUCACCAACUACUCUUUCCUCCAGGCAGUGAACGGCCUGCCCACGAUGCCCUCGGACCAUCUGCCCAACUUGUAUGGCUUCAGCGCAUUGCAUGCUGUGCACCUGCACCAGUGGACGCUGGGUUACCCGGCCAUGCACUUGCCACGUUCCUCCUUCUCCAAAGUGCCCGGCGCUGUGUCCAGCCUGGUGGAUGCACGCUUCCAGCUGCCCGCCUUUCCCUGGUUCCCUCAGGUCAUCCAACCCAAGCCGGAGAUUGCUGCUGGAGGCAGUGGCCCAGCACACAAGACCAAGCCGCGGUUUGAUUUUGCCAACUUGGCUUUGGCUGCCACGCAGGAAGAUCCUUCCAAGCUUGUCCGAGGCGAGGGCCCUGGAUCCCCUGCAAGUGGUUUGGGUGCCCUCCUGGAUGUGACCAAGCUGUCUCCAGAAAAGAAGCCCACAAGAGGACGGCUGCCUUCUAAGACCAAGAAAGAGUUCGUCUGCAAGUUCUGUGGCCGCCACUUCACCAAGUCCUAUAACCUACUUAUCCAUGAGCGGACGCACACGGAUGAGCGGCCCUAUACCUGUGACAUCUGCCACAAAGCCUUCCGGAGGCAGGACCACCUACGGGAUCACAGAUAUAUUCACUCCAAAGAGAAGCCUUUCAAAUGUCAAGAGUGCGGAAAAGGAUUCUGCCAGUCCAGGACUCUCGCUGUCCACAAGACGCUACACUCACAGGUGAAGGAGCUCAAACCUCCAAGAUCAAAUGCUAAACAAAGCCUCUGGCGCACCAGAGCCCUGGGCCGCGCUGCCCCUUCUCCAGAGACUCGGCGCUGAAGGCGACUCUGGCGGGCAUCGGGAGGGGCGCCGGGGACCUUACUCCACCCAGCGGUGCCCCUGGGUGCCUCGAGCGCGGGCGCUCCGCAGCUUGCCGGCGCAGAGACCCCCGCGCAGGGCGGCUCCCCUGGGACGCGGCUGGCCUCUGGGCCAGAGAGCGGGACUCACGUGACGGAAGGGAAACAGCAUUAAGAAACGAAGAGAGCUCCGCGGAGCCGCACCGGCGCCUCUCCCAGAAGUAUUACUUUUCAGUUGUUAUUUUAUACGUUUUUUUCUUGCCUUUUUUUCCUGCCCCCGCCCCUCGACCAUACAAGUUUGUAACUGACUGCGGAGAAGGGAGCCGAAAAGAAGCUUCCAACCCCUCCUGGCGUCUCCAGCCCACCCUACUCCACCCCGAGCCUGCAAAGUGUAAUCCUUGUAUCUGCUUCAGCCGCCGCCGCCCUUGGGCCUGCCCGAGCGCCCUCCCAGCUCCGCCGCGCAGCCCGCCCCACCGAGGGCUCCGGUCCGGGAUGGGACGCGGGGACUGCUCGCCCCCGGGGCUGCGGUGCCCCGCUCGGCCUCCUGGCUCCCAGGAGCGUCUCCGCGAGCCGGCAGGCUGGGGCGGGAGUUGCAUUGCGACUGGCACUUUACGCUGACCAUCGGUAAUGGACAUUUAUCACUGGAGUUUUUUUUAACUAUUAAAUAAACGAUUAUUUUACAGGC
Cavia porcellus (domestic guinea pig) is the source of this 1627-nucleotide messenger RNA. It is a transcript of the gene Osr1, whose product is annotated as odd-skipped related transcription factor 1. Gene Ontology annotation, cellular component: nucleus. The record is from RefSeq and is a predicted model, not a curated record. Lineage: Eukaryota; Metazoa; Chordata; Mammalia; Rodentia; Caviidae. Gene Ontology annotation, biological process: urogenital system development; embryo development; regulation of transcription by RNA polymerase II. Gene Ontology annotation, molecular function: RNA polymerase II transcription regulatory region sequence-specific DNA binding; DNA-binding transcription factor activity, RNA polymerase II-specific.